Scomber japonicus (chub mackerel) is the source of this 2565-nucleotide messenger RNA. RefSeq names its product biglycan b (gene bgnb). Lineage: Eukaryota; Metazoa; Chordata; Actinopteri; Scombriformes; Scombridae. The transcript has 8 exons. The record is from RefSeq and is a predicted model, not a curated record. Bases 163 to 1272 code for a protein of 369 amino acids. Gene Ontology annotation, molecular function: protein binding.
GGACCACAGGGAAAUACUGCAAUAAUCCCUAAAUGUGAUGAAAAUAUAGGGUCUUUUUUUUUUUUAAUCUCCAGGAUAAUCUGACCUACAGAGGGAGAAAACACCCUUCAAUCCAUUUUUGGAAUUUGGAAUUAAUAUCUUAUUUCUAUCCAAAAGGUAAAGAUGUCGCAACAUAGCUCUGUCUUGCUGUUGCUCUGUGUGGUCCAGCUGCUCUCACCCUCCUCGGCCCUACCAUUCGAGCAGAAAGGCUUCUGGGACUUUGCCAUGGACAGUACUGACAAUGGCGGAAUAAUGAUGAGGGAUGAAGAAGAAGGCUCAGCCAUAGAAGAGACUCCCAGUCACAUACCCAUGUGCCCCUUCGGUUGCCAGUGUCACCUCAAAGUGGUUCAGUGUUCUGACCUCGGUCUGACUGAGGUGCCAAAGAAUAUUCCUACGGACACCAAGUUCCUGGACCUCCAGAACAACCGAAUCACUGAGCUUAAAGAGAAUGACUUCAAAGGCCUUACUAACUUAUAUGGUCUGUCUCUGAGAAAUAACCGCAUUUCCAAAGUCCACCCCAGAGCAUUCAUCCCUCUGAAGAACAUGCAGAAGCUCUACUUCUCCAAGAAUCAGCUGACCACUAUCCCCAAGAAUUUGCCUGCCUCUCUGGUUGAGUUGAGGAUCCAUGAGAACCGCAUCCAGAAGGUGGAAGAUGGUGCCUUCUCAGGAUUGGGCAGCAUGAACUGCAUAGAGAUGGGAGCAAACCCCAUCACAAACAGCGGGUUUGAACCUGGAGCCUUCACGGGACUGAAACUGAAUUAUUUGCGUAUAUCUGAGGCCAAACUGACUGGGGUACCUAAAGAUCUCCCCGACAGUCUCCAUGAGCUUCAUCUGGAUCACAACCAGAUUCAAGCUGUGGAAUUGGAGGAUCUGAGCCGCUACAAAAACCUGUACAGGUUAGGCCUUGGCUUUAACCACAUCCGCAACAUAGAGAAUGGCAGUUUGUCCUACCUCCCCAGACUGAGAGAACUGCAUCUGGAUAACAAUCGCCUCACCCGUAUUCCAAGAGGCCUUCCAGAUAUGAAAUACCUACAGGUGGUGUACCUCCAUAACAACAACAUCAACCAAGUGGGUGUGAAUGACUUCUGCCCUCGAGGAUUUGGGAUGAAGAGAACAUUCUAUCAUGGCAUCAGCCUGUUUGCGAACCCUGUCAACUACUGGGAGGUGCAGCCCGCAACGUUCCGCUGUGUCAGUGACCGGCUGGCCAUUCAGUUUGGCAACUACAAAAAGUAGAGAUGCGGAGAGAAAAGGGGGAUUCUGAGAUGGAGAGAGUGGGGGGGGGAGGUGAUGGAGGAAAGCAGAUAAUUUAAAUAAUGACAAAACGUGAGAGACGGAGAGAACAGAGAUAAUAUUUGAGAAUUAUUUUCUAUUGUUAUUAUUAUUAUUAUUAUUAUUGGGGUUUUUUUUUUUUAGAAAGAGAGUGAUUGAUGGAGAAGACACAGAAAGACAAGUGAAAACUAUAAAUACAUUCACAGAACCUGAAGGGAGUGGAAAGCAAAGUGCUUGCGGUACUUCGUCUGAGUUUUUGCAUUUUUGAAUUUAAGGGCUUAAAGUUGAAUGUUUUGCCAUUUGGAGUGGAGGAAAUAGAGGAGACUGUCUGAGAAGAAUGUUUUUCACCAACUGAAAUCGAUGAAUAAUGGGUACUGAAAACUUGUGAAGCAUUUCAUUCCAUUUUUUUUUUUGUACACAAUAGCGCUUAUUGUGAUAGAAGUAAUUUUUGUUUAACAUUUUGGUAAAUAAUAAAUAGAGGAGCAAUGCAUUAUAGAUUUUUUAUAUAUAUACAUAUAUAUAUAUAAAAAGCUCUGUUUGACUUUCUGUUUGUGCUGAUAUGGGAGAUACAUCACAUCAUUGUGCCUGUUUUACCGGUUUGAAGUCAUAUGGCCUUCAAUUCUGCAAUUAAUAAUGUCUUAACAAAGUUUUAGCCACCAAAUUGGGGCUAUUUUCCUUAAGAAAAACUGCACAAAAAUUUAAGAGUUAUUCAAAUUUAUAACCAGUCCAACAACACUUUUGUAUAUAUCAUGGGAGUUGAUUGAUCAAUAGGAGAAUAGGCACAUUUAAAAUUCCCCUCAUCAGUGCCAAGCAUAUUUUCCUAUUGAUCAAAAACCACCCUGCCUGUUUAAAGAGACUAUUUAGUACAAUAUUCCUUGAGGGAAAGUAAAGUUAGCGGGAGCCUGCCCCAGUUAGAGAAAACACACAUCCGCUUUGCUUCAAAACAAUGAAGGCAGUGUGUUCACAUAGUGCUACAAACAAUAGUAGUGUUGAUGCAUUGUUUUGCACAGUUUUUUAUCUGUUAUACUUUAUCUGCUUGGGGGUUAUUGGGGGGGUGGGGGGAGGGUUAGUCUGUUUACUUAUGUCGAAAUACUUUAGCCGUAAGUAUUCUGUCCUGUCUCUGUUCUGUAAUCUGACAAGCUACUGCUGCAUGUGAAUAAAGACAUUUCUAGCCUGCUGCAUUAAGCCAGAGAACAACUGAUACCCCUGGGUGGAUGCUGUGUGAGAAAUAAAGAAAUAAUAUCAAAAAUGGAAAAA